UCGACAUCAUCCGGAGUCAUCUGGAGAUCAUGAAGGUUUAGUGACAGAAAAGGAAGUUAAACGAGAAGAAAAGUUACUAGAGUUGAUUAUAAGACAAAAGUAAGUGAAGAAACAGGAUUAGAGUAAGAAGCAGAAGCGGUAAAGAUGAUCGCUUCACAUCUCCUGGCGUACUACGUUACCGAGUUCCAUCAUGACCAGGUGCAGAAAGUGGAUCGCUUCCUGUACCAUCUCCGUCUGUCCAAUGAGAACCUGAUGGACUUAUCCCUGCGCUUCCGGAGGGAAAUGGACAAAGGCCUGGGCAGAGACACCAACCUCACCGCCGCGGUCAAAAUGCUGCCCACAUUCGUGCGCUCCACACCUGACGGCACAGAAAAAGGCGACUUCCUGGCGCUGGACCUCGGAGGGACAAAUUUUCGAGUCCUUCGUGUUAAAGUUUCCUCAAACGGCAAACAGACCGUGGAGAUGGAGAACCAGAUUUAUGCCAUUCCAGAGACAAUGAUGAGGGGCAGUGGGACUGAGCUCUUUGAUCACAUCGCUGAAUGUUUGGCUAAUUUCCUGGAGAAACUGGGCAUCAAAGAGAAGAAACUGCCUCUGGGCUUCACCUUCUCCUUCCCCUGCCUGCAGACCAAACUGGACGAGAGCAUACUAGUGUCGUGGACCAAGGGCUUUAAGGCGAGCGGGGUGGAGGGGAAGGACGUCGUGGAGCUGCUGAGGAAAGCCAUCAAGAGGAGAGGGGACUUCGACAUUGACAUUGUUGCUGUGAUCAAUGACACCGUGGGCACCAUGAUGACCUGCGGCUUCGACGACCAUCACUGUGAGAUCGGCCUUAUCGUGGGUACGGGUACGAACGCAUGCUACAUGGAGGAGAUGAGGAACCUGGAGCUGGUGGAGGGAGACGAGGGCCGCAUGUGUGUGAACAUGGAGUGGGGAGCGUUUGGAGACGACGGAGCUCUCGAUGACAUUCGCACAGACUUCGACUACGAGAUCGACGCCGGAUCUUUGAACCCCGGCAAACAGCUGUUUGAGAAGAUGAUCAGUGGGAUGUACAUGGGUGAGCUGGUGCGCAUCAUCCUGGUGAAAAUGGCUAAAGAGGGACUGCUGUUUGAGGGGCGAACCACACCUGAGCUGCUCGUCACCGGUCACUUCAAAACCAGCUUCAUCUCAGCCAUUGACAACGACAAGAGUAAGGAAGGCCUGGUGUGUGUGGAGCAGGUUCUGCGUGAUCUGGGCCUGGAUCCAUCUCCUGAGGACUGCGUGGCAGUGCAGCGUGUGUGUCAGAUCGUGUCGACACGAGCGGCUCACCUGUGUGCGGCGUCGCUCACCGCCGUGCUGCGCCAAAUCCGUGACAACAAGGCCGUGGAUCGGCUGCGCACUACAGUCGGCGUUGAUGGAUCUGUUUACAAGAACCACCCGCAGUUUGCGCGACGGUUACACAAGAUGGUUCGCUGUCUGGUGCCUGACUGUGACGUGCGUUUCAUGCGCUCGGAGGACGGCAGUGGGAAGGGUGCCGCCAUGGUAACGGCGGUGGCCUACAGGUUGGCGAAGCAGCACGCCGAGCGCCAGCAGGUCUUGGACACGCUGAGACUCAGCCGAGAACAGCUGAUGGAGGUGAAGAGGAGGAUGGAGGUGCAGAUGAAGAGGGGACUCGCUCGGGACACCCACGACUCGGCAUCCGUCAAAAUGCUUCCCACCUACGUCAGAGCCACACCCGACGGCACAGAGCAUGGAGAUUUCCUGGCACUGGAUCUCGGUGGGACGAACUUCCGUGUGCUGCUGGUUCGAGUGCGCAGCGGGAAACGGCGCAGUGUGGAGAUGCACAAUAAGAUUUACACCAUCUCACAGGACAUCAUGCAGGGCACAGGGGAAGAGCUGUUUGACCACAUCGUCCACUGCAUCGCUGACUUCCUGGAGUACAUGGGAAUGAAGGGUGCGUCGUUACCUCUGGGAUUCACCUUCUCUUUCCCCUGCCACCAAGCUGGAUUGAACAAGGGCAUUCUGCUGAAGUGGACAAAGGGCUUUAAGGCCAGCGGUUGUGAAGGUGAAGACGUAGCGAUGCUGCUCACAGACGCCAUCCAUCGCAUGGAGGAGUUUGAUCUGGAUGUUGUUGCCGUGGUGAACGACACGGUGGGGACGAUGAUGUCUUGCGGAUACGAGGACCCUCAGUGUGAAGUGGGGCUCAUUGUAGGUACGGGUACGAACGCAUGCUACAUGGAGGAGAUGAGGAACGUGGAGCUGGUGGAGGGAGACGAGGGCCGCAUGUGUGUGAACAUGGAGUGGGGAGCGUUUGGAGACGACGGUGAGCUCGACGACAUCUGCACCCCGUACGACCACGCUGUGGACGAACACUCCACCAAUCCUGGCAAACAGAGGUUUGAGAAGAUGAUCAGCGGUAUGUACCUCGGGGAGAUAGUCAGGAACGUCCUGCUGGAUUUCACCGCCAAAGGUCUGCUGUUCCGAGGGAAGCUCUCAGAGAGACUGAAGACCCGCGGCAUCUUUGAGACCAAGUUUCUAUCCCAGAUCGAGAGUGACCGCCUGGCUCUGCGGCAGGUUCGCUCCAUCCUGCAGCACUUGGGACUCACCAGUAGCACGUGUGACGACAGCAUCCUGGUGAAGGAGGUGUGCAGUGUGGUGUCUCAGAGAGCGGCCCAGCUUUGCGGCGCUGCGCUCGCCGCCGUCGUCGACAAAAUCCGUCAGAACCGCAACCUGAACUUGCUCAGCAUCUCCGUGGGAGUCGACGGAACCCUGUACAAGCUUCACCCACACUUCUCCAGCAUCCUGCAGGAGACUCUGCGAGAUCUGGCGCCCCAGUGCGAUGUCACUCUCCUCCAAUCAGAGGACGGCAGCGGGAAGGGCGCCGCCCUGAUUACAGCUGUAGCCUGUCGCUUGAAAAACGAAUAAGGGCGGCGUCAUGCGCCGAGAGGAAGAAUAUAUACGGGAUGGACAGGAGGAGAAAAAAAAAUGAAAAGGAGAAGGAUCAACUUCAGCUUGAAACUUUGUUCUUCCAGAAAUGAUCAGCGCUGUACUGAAACUGUGUGUGUGUGUGUGUGUGUGUGUGUGUGUGUGUGUGUGUGUGUGUGUGUGUGUGUGUGUGUGUGUGUGUGAGAAGGGGUUGUAGAGGGAUCAUGUGACCUGAAUGGUAAUUUAUUUGGAACAUUACUGUAUCAUCUGCUUAUUAGUGUCUGGAGAGAUUUACAUUUUGUUCUUGAAGGCCUGGUUUCCAGACUCUGAACAUCUCCUCGAGGUUCUCCUCACGGUUCUUCUCACACCUGUGAGGCUUCUGGAGCUUCUCCGUUGUGUUCGGCCUACUGUAGCUACUCACCGGCUGCUUCAAUCGUCAUGGGUAUUGUAAUCGUUAUCGUUAUUCUGGGCUCGGCUCAGUGAUCCUGCUUUCUUUCUUGCUACGCCAUUAAACCGAGCUGUACAGA
This is a messenger RNA of Tachysurus fulvidraco (yellow catfish), 3425 nucleotides long. It is a transcript of the gene hk2, whose product is annotated as hexokinase 2. Gene Ontology annotation, molecular function: fructokinase activity; glucokinase activity; mannokinase activity. The record is from RefSeq and is a predicted model, not a curated record. Lineage: Eukaryota; Metazoa; Chordata; Actinopteri; Siluriformes; Bagridae. The transcript is spliced from 18 exons. Gene Ontology annotation, cellular component: cytosol; mitochondrion. Gene Ontology annotation, biological process: glycolytic process; glucose 6-phosphate metabolic process; intracellular glucose homeostasis. Bases 145 to 2898 code for a protein of 917 amino acids.